GCAGAGUGCAUGGAGCCACCGAAUCCUCCUUUUGCCACCAUCAGACGAUCACCCUCAGUAUUCAGGUCACCUUGGAGGUGGAUAAACACGAGGUCAACUUUUUACUGCAACAUCAGUUAGAUGCAUCCUCAGGAAGAUUAAAAGCCCAGGCAAAAACAAACUGGUUCAGUAAUGUGCCGGCUCUGGCCCAGGCUGCAGCCAUGCCUCUUCUGGAAGAGACCGCUCUGCCACAAGAGCACCCACCCACUGUCCCUGUGGUCAUCAUAGGCAACGGGCCAUCAGGUAUUUGUCUGUCCUACCUGCUGAGUGGAUACAAGCCCUACCUAGAUACAGCAACUGUCCACCCAAACCCGAUACUCUACAGGAAGCUGCAGGAGACCAAACACCUACCCAUCACUGAACAGGAUCUGGAAUAUUUGAGUGAAGGUCUUGAGGGGAGGUCGAGGAACCCCGUGGCUGUGCUUUUUGACACACUACUGCACCCCAAUGCUGACUUUGGCUACGAGUUCCCUCCUGUCCUUCAGUGGAGGAGGGACAAGCAGCAACACAUCCCGCAUCUGGUGCUGGGGAGGGCAACACCGGGAGGUGCCUGGCAUGCGAUGGAAGGCUCCAUGCUGACUAUUAGUCUUGGCAUCUGGAUGGAGCUUCCUGGGGUUAACUACAGAGACUUGACGAAUGGGAAACGCAGGGACGUAACCAGUGACAGAGCCACCCCAGAGGAGAUCUCAUCCUAUUACCGUAACUAUGUGAAGCUAAAGGGCCUCCAAAAGAAUUUUGCUGACAACACCUACGUGACCUCCGUCCAGAAACUCUGCCGGGGUCACAAGGGGGAAGGUCUGGAAAACGGACAUACUGAUCAAGGAGAUGGAGGGGUGGGAGAUGGUGGGAAUGAAGGCUUUGAGGGAAAUGGAGUUGAGAGUCUAAACAGUGGAGGAGGGGGGGCUCUCUGGGAAGUGAGGGGAUACCAGCAGGUGCAGAACGACACUCAUGUCCCUUUCUCUGUGUUUGCCGAGAAUGUGGUUCUGGCCACCGGUGCCUCUGAUUCACCAGUCCGUUUGGGCGUAGAGGGGGAGGACCUACCGUUUGUCUUCCACAGCAUCUCAGACCUGGGUGUGGCUGUUAGCCGGAGAAAACUGGACAUGAACUCUGAUCCGGUUUUAAUCGUAGGUGCCGGUCUAUGCGCUGCAGAUGCAGUUCUGUGUGCAUGUAACAGCAACAUUAGAGUGCUGCAUGUCUUUCGUAAGAACGUAGACGACCCAGACCUCAUUUUCAAACAGCUGCCCAAGACCUUGUACCCAGAGUACCACAAAGUCUACAACAUGAUGUGCUCUCAGACCCACACAAACGUGGCUCCCUCCUCUGCUUCAAACAGACCCCAGCCCGUUAGUAUUGCCUCAUCAGUGUGUGCCAAGAUGUGCCCAAAGCCCCAACUCUCUGCAGGUAACGUGGCCAAUAACGCCAGUGUCAAUCUGUUUCCUGACUACACCAGUUUCCCUGAGCACUGCGUGGUGUCCUUGCAGUCUGACAUGAAGUGUUUGCUGCAGGGGAACAACUCCCUCAAGGCAUUCAAGAUCUCCAUGGCCCUAGUGCUGAUAGGGACCAAUCCAAACUUGUUUUUCUUGAAGGGGCAAGGCCAGUACCUGGGUCAGGAUCCAACAAAACCCGUCUCCUGCAAGCAGAACCCCAUUGACAUCCACCCCUACACUUUUGAGUGUACCAAGGAGCCAGGUCUGUUUGCUAUGGGCCCACUAGUGGGAGAUAACUUUGUUCGCUUUCUGAAGGGUGGAGCUUUAGGCAUCGCCUCCUGUCUGCUGAAGAGACUCAAGAAAAAAGGGAAGCUCAUCAGCAACGGAGGCAAUAACUUCAUUUGAAAAUAAUGAUGUGGAAAAGAGCCCUACACGUUGCGAAGUAGGGUGCAGAUUUCAAGUCCUCUUACCAAGUGGUGUAAAUGGUAAAGGGGAAAACAAGAUUUUUAAUAUGUUUUAAAUCAUUAACGCAGUGUUUUCUCAUCAAAGCUAAGGCAUUUUUACAACUUCUUGAGACCAAAAAGACAAUGGAUGUACACCAAUUCGUUUCUAAAGAAACAGAGCUUUCCAGAGUUUCGUCUGACUUCAUAAGAAGUCCCCAGAAGUCCAAGCUACUGUGUGCCAAUGUUUUUAAGUCAGUCUGUAACCUCACAACUGAAUGGGACCUUAUUUUCAUCAGGGUUAUUUAUUCGUUCACCAUGUGUCUUUUAAUCCAUUUACUAACAACAUUUAAUUUCUACUGUAUCACACUUUAAGUCUUUCUUUAGCCUAGCCUUUAGGAGAGGAACAAUCAAAAUCAGAGGGCGCCGCACUCACUCUCCAUGCAACUUAUAGUUGUGUAAGUGACGGACUCACGCAGAGAAAUCUGUUGUCCCAUUUACAAAGUUACCAUCACCUGAACGUAAAAUCCAACAAGUUCAUGGAUAAGCAAUUUUUAAUGUUCCUGAUUAUUCUGAGCCUACCAUAUUUUUUCUUUUUUUUUUUUUUUUUUUUUUUAACAAUCAGAGGAUUCUUCGCUUAGCUGCUAAUGUAGGUAGUUUUAGCCAUAUACUUAAAAAAGUUAACCGAGUCUUAUAAAUCUGACCUGUUGCUUUGGUAACAGCGCUACUCAAACACUUUCUAUGCAAAUAUCUUCACUUGCAGGUCUGAAUGUAUUCUUGGGAAACAGUUACUAAUUUUAUUGUUUGGAUUCAAGUAUUCUGGCAAACAAUAUAGUCAUUAAAGGAUCAGUCUGGUGUUUUAGAUUUUUUCUUCUUGAUUAUAUAUAAUCUCCAUUUACCAUUGGUACUCCAAUGAACAGUGAAAAUGUUGAGAUUUUUAAUUUUCAAAGUUUAACCUUAAGAACAGCAAACUUCGUAGCACAAAAGACAAUUAAAUUCACAUAAUCUUCAUCCCACUGAUAAUGUUUGUUUUAGGAAAUAUUGUGGAUGUUUCUGCCAAAAACUUCUCAUCAAAUCAACCCGUUCUUUAAAUUGUAUUGCCUCUUACUGAUAAAUUUAGACUAAAUGAAGAUGGGCACAGUGCUCAUUGUGAGGGGGUUGAAUGUGAUUUGCAGAAAACAAAACAAACACCAGUAUGGUCCAUUACCUUAACAAUGUUUUUCUUGCCUUCAAAAGCCAAUAGCAAGUUCAACUGAAGCGAAAUCUAUAUACAGUAGAUGAACAUGGAGAAGGGGUUUAAAAACAAAACACAGAAGAGCACAGUUAACAGCUUAAUAUCCAUUUCUACAAUCAUACCAUCCAAAUAGUUUAUUUUUAUAUUGUUAGCCAACUUAAUCUCAGCAUCCACAUGUAUUUUUAUAACAGUUUGCCAUUGUGAAGGCGAACAUCUAAACUCCGUCUUGGAACAACAGACUAAGUACCCCGGCUAGCAAGUUUGUUUUGUCCUCUUUUGGUUUUAUUCAUAAUUCCCAACUCUACAUUCGUAUGUGUGUAUAUAUACACAAUCCUUCUUCCAUUUUCUAAUGCAGCUUCACAGUAAACCAAGCCAAUAUUGUUUUGUUAAGUGCCAAGCAACAGCUGAGACAGGUGGUGAGCAGUGACAGUAGCAAUCUAUUCUUUAUUACCACUCUGUUUUCCUCUCCUUCACCGUCACCGUCUGCAGAGUGUGAUACAUAACUCUUUUGUGUGCCGCUCACGCACAGCUCAUGGUUUGUUUAUUGUGAUGUGAAACUUUUAUCCCAGUGAAGGGAUUUUUUUUUUUUCCUUCUGCCUCCUUCAAAACUAUACGGUAGUAAGAGUCAGUGUUGGGGGUAAUGCAUUACUAAAUAACACUGUAGUCACAUUACUUUUUCCACUAACAAAAUAGUUUAACAUUGCUAUUUAAGUUUUGGUAAUCAUAUAACAGUUAACUAGUGGAAAUGUUGUUACUUGUGUUAAAUACUGAAUUUCAAUUAUUCCUUGAUGCUUUUUUUGACUGACUUGUUUUGAUAUAAAUAUUAAAUAUAUGCAUGCAGGCAUGAACCAUUGCCUAGCAGCAGCUGCUGAGAGCAGAUGACAGAAAAGUGCUAUGAUGGGUGGCUCAGAAGUGGAGACAACUCUUUUUAUUUCUUCGAAUUUACUGAAAGGAAAUAUAAAAAACGUGACCCUGUUAGAUCCUGGUCGGACAUUACUGUUCACCGCUGAGAUCUCCAAGAGCAAUCUGGUUGCUAAAUAAAGCACCAACAGUUUUACUGUGUCCAUCCAUAUACUUGACAUUUUAGUACAGAUCUGAGUCGAUUUUAGGAAACAACUCACAAAUAGUGCUAGUUAAUUUGCUUUCAUAAUCAAAGUUAGGGAUGCACGAUAUUGGACAUUUGCUUAUAUCCAAAUGACGAUAUUUUGGCUGACGCUGAUAUAUGCACGUCUUUUAAUUACAUGAAGCAUUGCCCUUAAUGGCAAAAUAUAUUAAUAUGCUUAUCUUAUUGUAAUGGCCCUCUGGCAGAUGCGGACAAACAAUGCUUUUCACAUUUAGUGGAGAAAAUAAGGAAACUACUUUGUCAACAUUUGUGUUGCGUUUGCAUAAUUAAAGCAUAAUCUUACAGAGUGCUAUAGUAAUGAGUCCUAAAACCUGGAAAUGAGUUGGCAUUUGAGCACUGCUGGUUCCCUCAUCUCAAAGCCUGUGAGGUUUUUGAAUUGGUUUUAAUGAGGUCUGUGGUUAACACAGGCUUAAGUUAUUUAUUUCGUUCUACAAGACAAAAUGCAAAUUAUUACAACUCUAACUUUAUAAUUUAUACAUUGAUCAAGUGACAGAAAACUUGUAUAUAAUUGUGAAGUAUGAUGCUUAGUGGAGGUGAUGUUUAAGUCAUACAAUGGCAGGUAAGUCUCUUUAUAGCAUUAACAUUAGCUUUUUACUUUUAGAUUUAAUUUAGGCUUCAAAAGUCAGUGGUGUUAAUCUGAGAAGAUCAUCUCUGUGUAAGUAUCGCAAAUUUAAAUUUCCCACAGAUCUUAUUUUAGGUGUUAAUCCAAUAUCCAAUUAAAAAAUACCACAGGCUUUUUGUCAAGGCGACCAGGGUGAUGCUAACUUCCAGGUUAACCUACAAAAAUAAAUGAUCCCUACACCACUCUGUUGGCCUGUCAUAUUUGUAGAAAUGUUCAUUUUGGGCCAAUGUGAUAUUUAAUUUUAAGAUAACAAUGAUGUGUCGAUAUGGUUGUGCAUUGCUAUUCAGAUUAAUCUCACUUCUAGAAAAGAACUGUGUUAAAAAGUCAGUCUCCUUCUUCCUUUUGGCAACCUGCUGCUCAUGAAAAAAGACUUGUUAAUCGCACAAUUCAUGCUGAAUGCUCUGUCGACUCUCAAUGUACACAUGGCACUUGCCUUGAAUGUGAAGGUACAGGUGGGCUUCCACCAUCUCCACAGAAAGAGCCAUGGUUGCUUUGGCAUGUAAACUACUUAUCUGAACAGUUUCAGAUCUGUAAAAGUGCCUGUGGGGUUGGCUCAUUGGAGAGCGUUCAAGAAAUGGCAACUUGAAUCCUAUUUUAAGUUUCUCUUUGAGCUAAAACCAGGGAACACAUUUGGUCUUAACUUCAAAACUAAGGAAAAGAUGCUUUCAGCAUGUAGAGUUCAACGCUCUCUUGUACAACUGAAGAGUUUGUAAUGUUUUGUAUGCCGCAUUUUUUUUAUUAUUGACAAAUAAAAACUUUAAGAAACA
Molecule: messenger RNA, 5652 nt
Organism: Acanthopagrus latus (yellowfin seabream)
Lineage: Eukaryota; Metazoa; Chordata; Actinopteri; Spariformes; Sparidae
Gene: osgin2
Product: oxidative stress induced growth inhibitor family member 2
Exons: 7
Coding region: 201-1871 (556 amino acids)
Source: RefSeq, a predicted model, not a curated record